Messenger RNA from Oncorhynchus tshawytscha (Chinook salmon), 2534 nucleotides. Its product is annotated as potassium voltage-gated channel subfamily H member 3. Lineage: Eukaryota; Metazoa; Chordata; Actinopteri; Salmoniformes; Salmonidae. Gene Ontology annotation, cellular component: membrane. Gene Ontology annotation, biological process: potassium ion transmembrane transport; regulation of membrane potential. The record is from RefSeq and is a predicted model, not a curated record. Gene Ontology annotation, molecular function: voltage-gated potassium channel activity.
CUGCCUACCAUUCAUCAUCUGGCAACCACCCACAACAAUCGGAUAUUACUUUCCUUCUUCUCUUUGUUUGUGACCAUUUGAGUGGUCAACCCCGCGGUUUAAAAGUGGAGCCCCGAGGAUCUCGGAUCGGCGCGCUCCUACAGGGGCUCGGAGGCGCGCCCGGGGCUUCCAGAUUUUUGCCAGGUUUCGUCGCAGCGGAGACCGAUGCCUCGAAUCGCCGAGACCGGAGAGGGUCUCAACGGUCUAGAACGCCAGCGACGAGGGGUCGUCUGGCGCCACAGAACACCUUCCUAGACACAAUUGCAAACCGUUUUGAUGGGACCCACAGUAACUUUGUCCUGGGUAACGCCCAGGUGCAGUCGCUCUACCCCAUCGUCUACUGCUCGGACGGCUUCUGCGAGCUGACCGGCUUCGCCCGCGGUGAGCUGAUGCAAAAGAGCUGCAGGUGUCACUUCCUGUACGGCUCGGACACCAGCGAGAGCCUAACCACUCAGAUCCAAAAGGCUCUGGACGAGCGGCAGGAAUUUAAGACUGAGUGCAUCCUGUACAAGAAGGGGGGGGAGCAGUUCUGGUGUCUGCUGGACAUAGUACCCAUCAAGAAUGAGAAGGGAGAGGUGGUGCUGUUCCUGGUCUCCCACAAGGACAUCACAGCGACCAGGAAGGACCAGCAGGACCAGGGGGACCAUGGACAAGACUCAGACACUGACGAGGAGACAGGUCUGGAGUUGCACCAGAUCACUCGGCCCCCAGGCUUUGACCACAACCGCCGGCGUAGUCGGGCCGUACUCUACCAGUUGUCUGGCCACUUGCAGAAACAGGACAAGAGCAAGCUCAAGAUCAACAACAGUAUGUUUGGGGCGACCACCAACCCCAUCCCUGAGUACAAGGUGGCUGCCACCCCAAAGUCUCGCUUCAUCCUGCUACACUAUGGGACCUUCAAGGCGGGCUGGGAUUGGCUGAUCCUCCUGGCCACUUUCUAUGUGGCCAUCACCGUGCCCUAUAACGUUUGCUUCACCGUGGUGGAGGGGCGGGACGAGGGGGGCGGCUCUGGGGCUCGCAACCCCCCCAGUUACAGCGACAUCUUGGUGGAGAUUCUGUUCAUCAUUGACAUUGCACUGAACUUCCGCACCACCUAUGUGAGUACGACGGGUCAGGUGGUUUAUGAAGCCCGCUCUAUCUUUGUACACUACGCCACCUCCUGGCUGUUUGUUGACCUGAUCGCCGCCCUGCCCUUUGACCUGCUCUACGCCUUCAAUAUCAGCGUGUACUUUGGGGUCCACCUGCUGAAGACAGUGCGGUUACUGCGUCUCCUGAGGCUGCUCCAGAAGCUGGAGCGUUACUCUGAGUACAGCGCCGUGGUUCUCACCCUGCUCAUGUCUACUUUCGCCCUGCUGGCCCACUGGAUGGCCUGCGUCUGGUACUUCAUCGGACGCAAGGAGAUCGAGAGCAACAGCCUGAGCUCCUGGGAUAAUGGCUGGCUUCAUGAACUGGCAAAACGUCUCGACACCCCUUACUUCCUGUCACCUUUAACCUCGUUCCUCGGAGUCACUGAUUCGCUGCACACUUCUAGAACUAAUGGGUUGGCAGCCAAUUACAAUCACUGGAACACAUCAGGGUCAGAGCCGAUUGGACAGGAUUUCUCCUCCUCCUUCAGCUCCGGCCAAUGGAACGUCAGCGAGGCGGGGCGGAGCCAGGUGAAUGGCUCAGGGGUCUCGGGGGCGGCGCUAGGAGGCGGGCCGUCAGUGAGGAGCUCCUACGUGACGUCUCUGUACUUCGCUCUGAGCAGUCUGACCAGCGUGGGCUUCGGAAACGUCUCAGCCAACACAGACUCUGAGAAGAUCUUCUCCAUCUGCACCAUGCUCAUAGGAGCCCUGAUGCAUGCUGUGGUAUUCGGUAACGUGACAGCCAUCAUCCAGAGGAUGUACUCUCGGCGCUCCCUCUACCACACACGUACCAAGGACCUGAAGGACUUCAUCCGGGUCCACGGGCUGCCCAAGGCCCUGGAACAACGCAUGAUGGAGUGCUUCCAGACCACCUGGUCCGUCAACAACGGUAUCGACGUCAGCGAGCUGUUGAAAGACUUCCCAGAUGAGUUGAGGGCAGACAUCGCCAUGCACCUGAACAAGGAGCUCCUGCAGCUGUCUCUGUUUGAGUCGGCCAGUAGGGGGUGUCUACGCUCCCUGUCCCUCAUCAUCAAGACAUCGUUCUGCGCCCCGGGGGAGUAUCUCAUCCGCCAGGGAGACGCCCUGCAGGCCAUCUACUUUGUCUGCUCUGGGUCCAUGGAGGUGCUGAAGGACAACACGGUGCUGGCUAUACUGGGUCGUGGGGACCUGAUUGGCUCUGACUUCCUGACCAAGGAGCAGGUGAUCAAGACCAAUGCCAAUGUGAAGGCCCUGACCUACUGUGACCUGCAGUACAUCAGUCUGAAGGGGCUCAGAGAGGUGCUCUGGCUCUACCCAGAGUACGCCCAGAAGUUCAUCACUGAGAUACAACAUGAUCUGACUUAUAAUCUGAGAGAGGGGCAUACGGCUGAG